Molecule: messenger RNA, 560 nt
Organism: Oncorhynchus mykiss (rainbow trout)
Lineage: Eukaryota; Metazoa; Chordata; Actinopteri; Salmoniformes; Salmonidae
Gene: rps28
Product: ribosomal protein S28
Biological process (GO): maturation of SSU-rRNA; ribosomal small subunit assembly; translation
Cellular component (GO): ribosome; cytosolic small ribosomal subunit
Molecular function (GO): structural constituent of ribosome
Source: RefSeq, a predicted model, not a curated record
GAACCACAAUACCAAACCGGAACCGGAAAUGUACAUUUAUUUUAAAUAUACUAUGUUUUUAAUCCAGGGAGAUGUAUUUUUUAAACGCAUAUCAUACAUAAUAUGAAAUAAUACAAUUAUAAAGUGCCUAAAUGUGUUAAAAGUUGAAAAUAUUUUGGAUUACAGUUUGAAUAUAUACAGUACUCUCACCACGUGACUUCCUUUCCAGUCAACCUGACAAUAUGGAUGCCAGCCGCGUGCAGCCGAUCAAGCUUGCAAGAGUCACCAAGGUGCUCGGGAGAACUGGUUCCCAGGGACAGUGUACCCAGGUCCGUGUGGAGUUCAUGGAUGACAGCAACCGGUCGAUCAUCAGGAAUGUGAAGGGGCCAGUCAGAGAGGGUGAUGUGCUGACACUUCUGGAGUCUGAAAGGGAAGCCAGAAGGCUGCGAUAAAGUGCCCGGCGAAGUUGAGAUGCCAAACCAACGCCUGGGGUGCAGACACCCCAUCAGUUCAUCUGCAAUGGCCCCACAUCUCACUUGUGCAGUUUAAGAAAAAAAUAAAAAUGUGUUGUUCAAGGUGAA